Nasonia vitripennis (jewel wasp) is the source of this 1075-nucleotide messenger RNA. RefSeq names its product malignant T-cell-amplified sequence 1 homolog (gene MCTS1). The coding region runs from base 463 to 1011 and encodes 182 amino acids. The transcript has 6 exons. Gene Ontology annotation, molecular function: RNA binding. The record is from RefSeq and is a predicted model, not a curated record. Gene Ontology annotation, biological process: formation of translation preinitiation complex. NCBI's taxonomy places the organism in Eukaryota, Metazoa, Arthropoda, Insecta, Hymenoptera, Pteromalidae.
UAAAAAUUAAAGAUGUUUGUUUGUUUAUUUUUUUGAAGAAUUAUUUGUUGUGCAUUCUCUUUAUCGAAACUGUAUUUUUACGCAGUCAUACUUAUCGUCAUUGAUUAUUUCGUAUCGAAAACUCGGUGUAAACAUUCGAAUGAACUUGAACUCCAUUGAUUACUAUAAACCAAAUUUCGGAGCAAAAACGCUACUCCAAAAAAUUCAAAUGUACGCGCGUUUAACACUAGUCCGUCUACGAUUGGUCGAUUCCCUUUAAAGUCGAGAUGGUGGGGAUGAUAUCGCCAGAUUGGUCCAGCUGCUUGGAUCGAAAACUGAAAACAUAACCUAUAUUCAAAUUCUUAGUUAUUUUAUUAUCCGACUAGUCAAAUGUUAAUUAGUAUUUCUGUGAGUUUCUAGCGAUCUGUAAUACACGGAUCGUCGAUUUUUAAAUAACGUCGAUCGCAAGAUUUUUUUUACAAGAUGUUCAAAAAGUUCGACGAGAAGGACAGCGUGUCCAGCGUACAGCAGUUGAAAUCUUCUGUGCAGAAGGGGAUUCGAUCCAAGCUUUUGGAAUCAUACCCAUUUUUAGAAAAGUACAUCGAUCAGAUCAUUCCUAAGAAGGAUUCUUUUAGACUGGUCAAAUGCCACGAUCACAUAGAGAUCAUGGUGAACAGUGCAGGAGAGUUGCUGUUCUUCCGACAACGAGAAAGUCCCUGGAUGCCAACACUGAAGCUUUUGCACAAAUAUCCAUUUUUCUUACCACUGCAGCAAGUUGAUAAAGGGGCGAUCAAGUUUGUGCUCAGUGGUGCAAACAUUAUGUGUCCUGGAUUGACAUCCAAAGGAGCUAGAAUGACUGAUGUUCCAAAGGGAACUGUUGUUGCUGUGAUGGCUGAAGGAAAGCAGCACGCUUUGGCAGUUGGAACAACAACUUUAUCAACAGAAGAUAUCGCCAAAGUCAAUAAAGGUGUAGGUAUAGAAAACUGUCACUACCUCAAUGACGGUCUGUGGCAGAUGAAAGCGGUUAAAUAAUAAAAUUAAUCUUCGAUAUCCUCGUCUAUUAAGUUAAGAAUAAAGAAAAUUUGCACUUUUAAAA